UCUCUCUCUCCCCUCCACCCCUCUUCUCCUUCCCCCUCUCUCUACCUCUCACUCUGCCUUUCAUACAUACGCCAGAGCACAGACUGCAACGGAACGGGCCAGUAGGAUUUUCCUCAUCCUGGAACAGCCGAGAAACCAGGGAGACCGUUACCCGCCGAGGAGGAGAGAGACGUUAUUCAUGGAGGAUCCACCGAGGAGUAUCUGACCCACAAGCUGCCGAGUGUGUAGGUUUGCAUCUGGCUCUCAGAAGCAGUUGUGUGGACUCCUACACACACCCAUCCCUCGACGGGACCGGCCCACUCCCUCCUUAGUUAGGAAUAGGAUGCCCGGCUCUGCGCCCUUGUGCUGAGGUGGCGUCUGCGGGCGAAAGUAUGGGCGCUGUGCUGACCGGAAUCCCCACCACCCCCUCCACCACCGAUCUGCCACCACCACGCCGCCCCACCAAGACGGGCGCUUUCCCCAGCCCCGCCGAUGGGCGAAGACACUGACGCCACCCCGACGCUCAACCACCGCGGCUUCCUCCCCGACCACAACUAUGUGACUGAAGCAUUGCCCGGUGCUGAAGUAGCGUGUCUGCCAAACAAUUAUCCAACAGUGCUCUAAAGGCUGCUCAAACACAAUGUGCCUCUGGCUGCUCCUGGCUAUAGCCUGAAGAGCUCCGCCCAUCCUGUCCAUCCCUCUCCACCCUGGAGUCCUCCCCCAGGAUGUUGAGCCCCAUCCAGGUCCUGUGCUCCGACAUCACUACCCUUUCUCUGGAGCCCGAGCCGUUUGCCUCUUACACUGAAGCUGAUAUCAUCUCCACUGUUGAAUUCAACCACACCGGAGAGCUCCUGGCCACAGGGGACAAGGGAGGCCGAGUGGUCAUCUUUCAGAGAGAACCUGAGAGCAAGAGUGAGCCAUUCUCCCAGGGCGAGUACAAUGUCUACAGCACCUUCCAGAGUCAUGAGCCCGAGUUCGACUACCUUAAGAGUCUGGAGAUUGAGGAGAAGAUCAAUAAGAUCCGAUGGCUGCCUCAGCAGAAUGCCGCACAGUUCCUUCUCUCCACCAAUGAUAAGACCAUUAAGUUGUGGAAGGUGAGUGAAAGAGACAAACGACCGGAGGGAUACAACCUGAAGGAUGAGGAGGGUCGCAUCAAGGACAUCUCCACUGUCACCUCCCUACAGGUGCCAGUGUUGAUGCCCAUGGACCUGAUGGUGGAGGUGAGUCCACGGCGAGUGUUUGCCAAUGCCCACACUUACCACGUCAACUCCAUCUCCGUCAACUCCGACUAUAUGACCUACAUGUCAGCUGAUGACUUGAGGAUCAACCUUUGGCAUCUGGACAUCACCGACCGCAGCUUCAACAUUGUGGACAUCAAGCCAGUCAACAUGGAGGAUCUGACAGAGGUGAUUACAGCGGCUGAGUUUCACCCCCACCACUGUAACUUGUUUGUCUAUAGCAGCAGCAAAGGCACCCUGCGCCUCUGUGACAUGAGAGAAGCAGCGCUGUGCGACAAACACUCCAAAUUGUUUGAGGAGCCCGAGGAUCCCAGCGCCCGCUCCUUCUUCUCUGAGAUCAUCUCCUCUGUGUCGGACGUCAAGUUCAGCCACAGCGGUCGCUACCUGCUUACCAGAGACUACCUGACUGCCAAAGUCUGGGACCUCAACAUGGAGAGCAAGCCCCUGGAGACAUACCAGGUUCACGAUUACCUUCGCAGCAAGUUGUGUUCCCUUUACGAAAACGACUGCAUCUUUGACAAGUUUGAGUGUGCCUGGAACGGCUCUGACAGUGUGAUCAUGACCGGAGCUUACAACAACUUCUUCCGCAUGUUCGACCGGAACACCAAACGCGACGUGACCCUGGAGGCGUCGAGGGAGAGCAGCAAACCCAGGGCUGUCCUGAAGCCGCGGCGGGUGUGUGCCGCUGGGGGAAAGCGGCGAAAGGACGACAUCAGCGUGGACAGCCUGGACUUCACCAAGAAGAUCCUCCACACUGCCUGGCACCCAAAUGAGAACAUCAUCGCCAUCGCCGCCACCAACAACCUGUACAUCUUCCAGGACAAACUCAACUCUGAGAUGCAUUGAUAAAGGGAUGUCAACAGUGAAACAAGUUUACACCUGAACACACAGCUAUGCCAGAAUGUACACAUUACACACACACACACACACACACACACCUCUAGGUCUAUUCUUUGACACACUCCCUCACCUCCUUCCCCCCAGCCUCCCAGAACUUAAAGGACCUAGAAAGGGCUAGAAAAGGGAACGGGCUGGAUUACGCAGUGGAUUAUGGAUUGCAAAAUUGUCCAAACUGUGGAUUUCCUGAUUGUUAAACUCUGGAUUGGGCUUGAUGGCGUGUUGAUUGCUACAGCUCAGCUUCUGAGGGGAUACCCCCCCCCCCCCCCCCCCCCCCCCCCCCAGACUGGAGAGAUGUUUACAUAAUUGUCAUUUCUAUUUCUUUUUUUGUUAUUUAGACUCUUUUUCUUUCUCCACCACCUCCUCCACAUCCUCUCCUUUCUGUAUUUGUGUGCUCAAGCGAUGCCUAUUCUUAUCCCUUGCCCACUGUUUUGUGUAACGACCCUUUGUGGUUGUCAACCAGCGUAACUGACCGAAAAUGGGGCAUUUAUGUAACUUAUUGUUUGUUUGAUUUCAGAUCAGCUACCGCAUCUUCUGUUUUUUGUAACUUCUCGUAAAAUGAUGUUAAUGAUGGCGAUUAGGAUGAGAAUGGCUAUUUAAAAUGAUAUGUGUGAUGUGCAAGAAUGAAUUCAGGACCCUCCCCUUAACCCAAGUGCACCCAGACGCCUCUGAGCUCCACUGGGCCGUGUUCAGUGAGGUAAAACAUUUACAGUCCUGCAGAUAGAAGCAGAAGUUCCACCAUGGCCUAAUAUGAGGACUCACACUCAUAUCUGCUCCACACAGUGUGUUUCAGUCAUUAGUGUACUCUCUGGUUCUGCUUCUGGUCUAGGGCUAUGUCGUGUGCUACUUUGCCAUUAAAUACAACUCAAAUGAAGAAACAACAACAA
Molecule: messenger RNA, 3001 nt
Organism: Etheostoma spectabile (orangethroat darter)
Lineage: Eukaryota; Metazoa; Chordata; Actinopteri; Perciformes; Percidae
Product: serine/threonine-protein phosphatase 2A 55 kDa regulatory subunit B gamma isoform
Exons: 13
Coding region: 705-2063 (452 amino acids)
Cellular component (GO): protein phosphatase type 2A complex
Molecular function (GO): protein phosphatase regulator activity; protein binding
Source: RefSeq, a predicted model, not a curated record